AUGAAUUUCCCUGAAAAUCUGCCCCUUACAGUGUCCCUUUUGGCAAUCACAUUCUUUGCCUAUACCCAUGCUGCUACUUUUGACAUUGUAAACCAAUGUAACUACACUGUCUGGGCAGCUGCCUCGCCCGGUGGUGGUCGAAGACUCGACCAAGGCCAAUCAUGGAGUAUUAGCAUUGCCCCAGGCACUACCCAGGCCAGAAUCUGGGGACGUACUAAUUGUACCUUCGACGCAAAUGGUCGCUGCCAAUGUGAAACGGGAGACUGCAAUGGGCUACUCGAAUGCCAAGGUUUUGGUAGACCUCCUAAUACCCUAGCUGAAUUUGCCCUUAAUCAGCCUAAUAACAUGGACUUCUUCGAUAUCUCGAUUGUUGACGGAUUUAACAUCCCAAUGGAGUUGAGCCCCACCGACAAUGGCUGUCGCCGUGUGAUAUGCAAUGGCCCUAUCGUGGAACAAUGUCCUGACGAACUACAUAGUCCUGGCGGCUGUAACAACCCGUGCACAGUUUUUAACAUCAACGAAUAUUGUUGCACUGAAGGACCUGGAACUUGUGGCCCGACAACAUUUUCGAGGUUCUUUAAGGAUAGGUGCCCGGAUACCUAUAGCUACCCGCUGGACGAUCAGACAAGCCUGUUCACUUGCUCUGCUGGUACCAACUACCGUGUUGUCUUCUGCCCGUGA
Molecule: messenger RNA, 681 nt
Organism: Fraxinus pennsylvanica
Lineage: Eukaryota; Viridiplantae; Streptophyta; Magnoliopsida; Lamiales; Oleaceae
Source: the annotation of a GenBank genome assembly